AUGAAGUUGCUGUCUUCCUUGCCAGUGAUUACUUCUAUUGGUGUCGUCGUCGCCGAGGUUUCGCGCAGGGGCAUAUCCGUCAAUGGAGCGGAUUUUGCUUCCAAAAAUUUUGAUUACGUUAUAAUUGGAGGAGGAACAGCUGGGCUGACUGUGGCCGCGAGGCUUUCCGAAGACCCUAAAACGACGGUUGGAGUUAUUGAGACGGGGGAAUACUUGCCAGACGAUCCUCUAAUAAAUACACCGUCGUCAGCCUUUUCCAUUUACGGAAAUGCUAAAUACGACUGGUUAUUCAAGACAGUUCCUCAAGCAAAUGUGAACAAUCGAGUCCUAGAUUUGCCAAGAGGCAAAGUACUUGGAGGAUCGAGUGCGAUCAAUGUCAUGGUUUUUGAUCGUGCAUCCAAAGUGGAAUACGAUGCGUGGGCAAAGCUGGGUAAUCCAGGAUGGGACUGGAAUGGUUUACUCCCCAACAUGAAAAAUGCCGAGCGUUUCACAGGCAUCGACCCAUUCCGCGCGAAUUACACCAACGCAGACCCAACCAGUAUCUUUCCGUCUCAAGGGAGAAACGGCCCCGUGGCAGGAAGCUAUAAUAAUUGGUACGGUGACAUCACGGUACCAUUCUUCAAGUCCAUGGCCAACUUGAGUAUUCCUACGAAUUUUGACCCUGAUAGCGGUAAUGCUUAUGGAGUAUUCAACUCUGCGACGAGUGUAAACCGCACCACUGGGAAGCGUUCUUAUGCAGCGUCCACGUAUUACGCGUACAAUUCUCAUAGGUCCAAUUUUAUUGUUCUAACUGGGGCUCAAGCUACAAAGAUCAACUUCAAGGACAAAAACAGCGACAAAUCUGAGAAUGUGGUGGCCACCGGGGUCUCGUUUGUCCACAAAUCACAGACUUAUACGGUCAAGGCAAAAAAGGAAGUCAUACUUGCGGCCGGCGCUUUCCAGUCUCCGCAACUCCUUGAGCUCAGUGGGAUCGGUAACGCUACUAUUCUCAAGAAUUACGGAAUCAAACCACUGGUUGAUCUACCUGGAGUAGGCGAGAAUUACCAAGACCACAUAUUUGCUACAACGACCUACGAGCUGAAACCCGGUAGCUCAUUCCAGGAUAUGGAUACUUUGAGAAACAACGCUACGUUUGCAGCUGCGGCUGCAGCCCAGUACAAUACAACUCAGGACGGGAUACUGUCAUAUUCGGGCUCAAUUAUCUCCUUUUUUAACCUCGAGCCUUUGGCCACCUCUGCAGAGAUAGCAAACUUGACUGCACAGCUAGACCGAGAAAUCGCAUCGGAGAAGCUGACCCCCCUCGAGAAGGCAUCGUACAAGAUCCAGAAAGAGUGGUUGAAGGAGAAAGUCGGUUUGGUUGAAGUUAUCAUGAACCCAGGCUACGCUGGCUCCAGUGCGCCGAAAGCCAACACUUCCUACAUGUCCCUCGUUUCGGCUAUCCAACAUCCCUUCUCGCGCGGAAAUAUUCACAUCAACAGCUCUAAUCCAUUGGUUGCUCCUCGAAUUGAUCCAAACUAUUUUUCGAAAUCGAUUGAUUUGCAGACGCUGGUACAGACGGUCAGAUUUGGUCACAAACUCUCGAAAACAGAGCCUUUGGCAUCAUUGGUAGUUGCUCGCCAAGACCCGGCGCCUGAAGUCACCUCGAAUAGCGCCAUUAUUGAAUAUGUCAAGGCGAACGCCGCAAGCAUUCAUCACCCCAUUGGUACCGCUGCUCUCGCUCCUAGAGAAAUUGGCGGAGUGGUGGAUGUCGAUCUUAAAGUAUAUGGGACUGCGAACGUCCGAGUAGUGGAUGCCAGCGUGAUCCCUCUCCAUAUUGGCACUCAUAUUCAGAGAACUGUGUACGGGAUUGCGGAAAAGGCGGCCAAUAUUAUCAAGGGACAGUCUUAA
Rhizoctonia solani is the source of this 1887-nucleotide messenger RNA. Its product is annotated as GMC oxidoreductase. Lineage: Eukaryota; Fungi; Basidiomycota; Agaricomycetes; Cantharellales; Ceratobasidiaceae. Gene Ontology annotation, molecular function: oxidoreductase activity, acting on CH-OH group of donors; flavin adenine dinucleotide binding. Bases 1 to 1887 code for a protein of 628 amino acids. The transcript is spliced from 16 exons. The record is from RefSeq and is a predicted model, not a curated record.